AUGGGAGUGGCCAUGGACGCGUCCGCGUCGCGGUUCGCCGAUCCUUUAAAGGACUAUGGUUUUGAUCCAUCCAGUCUCUCGCGUGCGACCUUGCCUAUAGAGACGGAGCUUGAUGAAGCAUCGCGUGAGAUACUGAAUACGCUUUCUGGCCUAUCAGGAGGCCUAAAUCUCUUCCCAUCUGUUUCGUUUGAUAUAGAGUCUACCCCGGGAACAGCUCUUUCACGACGACUGGAUUGGCUAAGUGAUUUUUCUCCAGGCAACGCUAAGGAUUCAGAUCCAGAUGUACACGAUGAUGUGCAUCCCGACGAUUUAUUUGAUGGCGCCGAUCUCCAGAGCAGGCUGACCUUUUACAUGUUCGGAGGGCAUUCAACACAACCUGCUGCCGAAGAAUCAUAUGCAAGUUGGGAUCUUCCGGACAGUCAUCCAGUACGUCCGUCACUUCGAAAACCGAAUGAUGAUAACUACUGCUGGAAUUCAAAUUGGUAUGAACGAUUACAAUGGGCAUAUCGUUCUGCAUUGCCACGUACUAAACGUCGUGGUUCUAUGUAUAUAUUGGGGAGUGAUGAGGAACAUGAGGUAUUGCUAGAGUUGGGACGUUUCAGCCGAGCAUCAUGUCGAGGUGCUACUACCUUGCUGAUGUAUUUACUGCAAUACGGCCUUGAAACUCCCCCAUCAGGUUAUAUUGAAGUUACUGAACGGAGUUCACCAAAAGUAGAUCAGUUCUAUCACAGGAAGUUUCCCGACGAUCGGCAGUUCAUCCACGAUGGGAUAGUAUACACUCUUGUAAUUGGUAGGAAGGGUGUUGAAUCUGCCCUGUCAUAUACAAUGGCGAAGAAAAUGUAUUCAAAUGAUCAGAAAGGUAAACAGGCGUUAUGUGAGGCCCUUUAUAGCCGUGGUUCUUACGGUAAAUUUGCGAUACCAGUACAAUGUAUUGUGGAUUACCUGGGUAUAAGGGUAGUGGCGGAACCUUUGGUGCCACUUGCUACUUCUUCACCUAUAGAUUUGGUUUCUGAACUCAUUCGUGACUGCAGGGCACCUAGCGGUGAAGCGGCCAUCGAUAUUUCGUCAGCAUUGUUCGCACAUCCUGAAUUGUUCGAAUCUUUAAAAGGGAUAUCUUCCUACUUACAUCUCUGUUCAUGGCCUAUACCAUUUGAAGCAUCUGAUGUCUCUGGGUUUUUGUGUUCCAUUUCUGGUACUCCUACCGGUUUAAUAUCUGAAGGUGCAUGUGCUAGUGUACAACGCUGUGAUGGGUAUUUACAUAUUAGGCAGACACAAGAGGUGCUACCACCAAUCCUCGAUAAUAAAUCUGAGGUAGAUCCGCUCUUUUCUUCAAGGUUUCGCCCUGAAUUCUGCUUUUCAUAUAAUGGAAAUUUGCGUUGUACUGUAAGGUCAGCUUCUGUAUAUGGAGAUCGGAGGGAGGAUGACCAGUUUGUAGAUGCUUUUAAUCACCUGCAAGUGCUAUUAGAGGAUUGUGUUGGUCGUUGUAACGAGUUGUUUGAUUCCUGGGACUUGCGUGAGGUAUUCCAUUCGUUUGGUGUGAACAUGCGUUAUUUGGGUAUGGCAUAUGAACGUGCUGUAUAUGCUGGUUUAAAGAGCCUGCUAGCGGCCGACAUGGUAGCCCGUGCUGUGAAACAUCUGUGGGAUGUUCAGUUACAGGAAUUUUUUGCGAAUUCUAACCUUGGUUUAGAGUGGAUUAUGAGACGUCUUUUGCGUAUGGUGAAUGAUGCAUUUGGUUUGUUUUCUGAAUCUGCAGAUUUUUGGUCGCAAUGUAUCAUCCCUGAAGUGGCGAAGCAUUUCAACCUGAUAAAUGUGGAUGGCAUGUCCUACCGUCUGUUGCCACAUUUGUUGUUGAAAGGUGCGCUCGAAUUGCAUCUUGGAAUUUUGCUACCACCGCCACUUGACGGGAUGAAGUAUCGAUCACCAUUGAUGUUUUCGGAUUUUAUGCGUAUAGAGGUGUCACAGAUCCUUAGUCGUGACAGCGUUCCUAAUAGCGAUAUAUUUUAUGAUGAAGGUCUGUCUACUCCUAGAUCCGAUACUUUGUCUGCCCCGCCAAUUUCACAUAGACCUUAUGGCAAUUUGUUGGACGCAUUGUUUCCCAAGGUUGCUGUAGUUCGUCCACAAUUUGAGCUGCCAAUUAUCCAGGCUGCCACUAAACUUUACAAGAAGGAUGAUCUUCCUCUUGCUGCUAAAUUGGUAUUUUCCGCUAGUACAUGGCGCAUGGGUUCCUGUCGGCAGUUGGAGUGCCGUUUAGUUGGUGUAGGUUACCCCUGCGACCCUGCUUGUGUCUACAGCUCACACAUGUCAUGUGUCAACUACCAACAGCGUAUGACUGGUUUGAACCUGCUAUGUCUUUCCGAAUGUCUUUCUCAGUUGGACAGUUUGAAGAGGGCAAAGUUAUUGGUUCUAAUGGGUUACGAAUAUAUGCGUCACCGAUAUUAUAAAGAGGCGUUGCAGUGUGCGGAGUUUGUCCUCAAAUAUGCACCUCCACUAUGUAGGAAGCGUCUGGAAGCACGUCUUUUGGCCCUUCAAUGCCACUGUUUGACUGGUGCAACGUCUCGAAGCUCUGAGGUCUAUGAGUCGUUGAAUAGGGGUAUAUCUGCAUUAGAGGGUUGUGUUGGUCUAUUAUCUCUUCAAUCUCUAGUAUUCAUGGCACUGGAAGCCUGGUUGCGUCGUGAUUUCGAUACAUGCGCAUCAUUUGCAUCUCUUGCUCGUGAUACUACUCUAAGUAUCUCUGGUAUAAUCGCUUAUGAGUGGCUGCCACUAGCAGUUGUAUCGUUAUUAAGUCAUUGUGAAAGAUCGCUUGGUCGUGGUGUUGAUGCUAUAAAGACGCAGCGUGAGGCCGUUCGUCUAUGCAACGUUUCACAUUUGCCUCGUUUUACGUUAUGCAAUCAAACCUGGCUUUUCGUGGAGUACCUGCUGCGUAACGAUUCUUACGAGGAAGGUUGUUCGUUAUCUAUGGAGCUUGUUCCUAAACUUGAAUCUGAGUUUGGUUCGUUAUCUGUCGAAUGUUUGCGUGGACUUUAUGUUUCCGCAUGGGCUAACCAUCAAGUUGGCUGCGGUCACCUGUUACACCCAAUGUUAUACCUCUGUAGUUCAGAUCGAGUACGUGAGGCUCAUACCCGAACGGCGGGUAUUCAAGGUUCAUUGCUUUUGGAGGAAUUUGUGAUAGCUGAUAUCUGUUCUAUGCGUUUAAAACAUCGUUCCGAUGCUUUGGACCUUUACAAGUCGUUAUAUGAGCGUUUAUGUGUUUUAUUAUUGCAAUCUCGUCGUGAUAUCGCUUCUUACGUUCGUGGAGUUUACCCUUCCACUGCAACGGACCCUAUUGAGAAGUUGCCUCGAUUGAACCAGGGUAUCGUAACGGCAGUUUUACCUGAUUUUAACCUUGAGGAAGAUGCAUUGUUGAGCACUAUGGUUGCUAACUCCGAACGUUACCAUGAGAAACUGCUCUUGGUAAUUCGCAAUUUGUUGACAUUGAAGUUACUAUCGUUAUCCAGUGCAUCGUCGAUGUCUGUGGCACGUCGUCUGUACAACGCUUACGUGAGCCAGGUUUCUGACGGUUAUAUAUUCAAAUUAUGUGUGGGUGGUGAAGAGGUUCAAGCUAUUGCUUCUGUCAUUCCAUCCUACGGCAAUACUGGUAAUUCGCGCAUGGCGUCUGUUUAUGGGAGCCGAGUUGAACGACAACCAGAGCGGUUCAGCGCAUCGGUGUCAAUUCGUCAGAACAGUGUUCCACAUCGUGGUCACGAGCUCCGUUCUAUCGAAGAGCUCCUUCUGAAGGCUCCGAAUUUAACUGUCGGCGCCAUCUGUGAGAUUUGUCGAACUAAUCUCUUGGAUAGUUCGGAUACUCCAUCAGAAUGGUUUGACCGUUUGUUUGAGUUGGAUGCGUCAGCUGGCAGUGGUGUUGAGAAUUCCUUCACACUGUUUCUGGAUGUGCUUAGAAACUUGCUAACUCCGAGCAAGCGUCUAGUGAUACUGGGCCACGUGGCGAGUAUUAGUGGCGCUGAGGUUGACACAACUACGACAUUCACGGACCUCCGCCAAGCGCUGGAGUUCGCAAUUGUCCGUUAA
Molecule: messenger RNA, 4065 nt
Organism: Babesia sp. Xinjiang
Lineage: Eukaryota; Apicomplexa; Aconoidasida; Piroplasmida; Babesiidae
Exons: 6
Coding region: 1-4065 (1354 amino acids)
Source: RefSeq, a predicted model, not a curated record